UUUACUCGUCACAGUUCUCCGUGCGCUCGUCAGUUUCAACGAGCUUCGUCCCGCCGCUCCUCACGACCCGUUCGAACAAAGACAGUGUGUGUUUACACCGCGAGCAAAAAGAGCCGGUGGUCGUCGUCGAUUGUCACGGUUCACCGCUGCCAGCUGCUCCUCCAGCCAUCCUCCUCCGUAGUGCACCCCCUGCGAAAAUAGUUACCGAUUAGUGCGACAAAGUAGAGCGUGCGUGUUCCAAAAAAAUCAAAGCGAUACCACACUCGACGAAAACUCGACCGGUGGAGAACCUCUUGAAUCACGGUCGGUUCUCGAGAUUAUAUACCAUCUUAAAAUAAAUAUACCCGAUGCGCCAGUCGCUCUCUCGAUUCCCGACACAGUGUUACGGACGGUGUGCCCGACAUCUAGCACAGUCUCCGAAAAGGGAUGCAAAUUUGGUAGACCAACCGAGUUGCGAAGUCUCUCAGCGAUGCGAAUCAGUGUGACCGUGGACCCUAGAAUAUAGACAAAGUUAGAAGAGCAGUCUGCUGGCGCUCGAGAAUGUUCAGCUCGUUGAGACUGACUACCAUGCGAUCGCACAAGAACAACCGUGCCAGGCCCGGAAGCGUGGCCACGUCCGCCAGUUCCGAUUCGACCCGUGCCGCCGACGAGAUCACACAGCAGUCCUAUCAUCCGCCCAGUUUCCUUCUGUUGGACGACCAAGAUGGUCCUGUGUCACCUCCGUCGAGCGUGUCCUCGAAGGUCGCCCAGGUCAGGGUCGAACGCGAAGGCGGCAGCCUCGGGGUCACCCUCAGAGGCGGAGUCUCGAGGGCGUUGGUGGUCACCGGGGUGAAAUCCGACGGGCCAGCGGCGAAAGAGGGGAGAGUCAGGCCCGGCGACAGGCUACUGGCGGUGGACGACACUGAACUUAGGGGUCUGACCCUGGCGGAGGCGCAGAGAGCGCUCAGGAGGAGCUCGGACGCGCCGGUUGCCUCCUUGACCAUCGAGUACGAUGUGGCCAACAUGGAGGAGGCACGGGCCGCCACGUCUGGACCCCUACUGGUACAAUUAGAGCGUGGUCUUUCAGGAGAGCUAGGAUUGACAGUCAGAGAAACACCGAACGGAGUCUACAUCGAGAGUCUACGGCCAGCCAGCACGGCGGACCGGUGUGGCGCAUUGCAACCGGGGGACAAACUAUUGGCCGUGGACGAGACCCCUGUUCAGGAUGCUGUGACCGCGGCGAAGCUGCUGCGCAGUAACUUUGACAGUUCCCGAAUCGCCAGGCUGCAGAUCCUGCCCAGGCCACCGAGCGCCUCUCAGCGAACGGUCAAGAGGCGGGCCCAGCCUCAGGCCCAGCAAGUCACCAGUCAGACCCUUCAGACAAAAGAGAGCCUGACCGUUGUGCUGAGACCCGAUCACAAGGGUUUUGGUCUGGCCUUGAAACCCGCGGAGGAUCGUCUGAAUUACGUGGUGAGCUUGUUGGAGGCUGGAGGACCGGCAGAGCGUAGCGGGGUUUUGCUACCCGGUGACAAAGUGUUGACCAUCAAUCGUAGGUUCCUGAGGGACCUGCAACCGCAGGAAGUGAACGGCAUACUGGAGAACUCUCAAGUCAUCGAAAUGGUGAUCGAGUACAAGGCCGGUGGACCAGUCGUGCCCAGCUCAGGUGUGUUCACUGUCCGAGUAGCAAGACCAGUCGGCGGUCAGCCGGACGUUGGGCUGACGGUUAAUGAAGACUUGAUCAUCACGGAGGUUCGUAAGGGGUCUCUGGCUUACAGGACCGGUAGCCUCGCGCCUGGCGACAGGUUACUAGCGAUAGACGGACAGAAACUGGAUCCGGGGGAUCUUCGGCAAGCUGCGCAACUGUUACAUCGACCGGGGAGCUCGGUGGUUGCUUUGACCGUCAGGAAACCGGAUCCUGUCUCAGAGAACAGGGAUUCUAGUAUAGGAAGCGACACAACACAACAGUAUUCCAGUGGGAUUCUACGGCCAGCAAGAGGGAGUCUUCCAAGUGUGGAUAGCGCUGUGGAUUCCUGGGGAGAAUUGGGCGAGAACAGUGGAACAGGUCCGGAGAUUUUGAGACUGUGGGAUACCGCUUCUGUAGACAGCGGCCAGCUGGAUCUACCUAUGCCGCCUUAUCCUGGGUCACAGGAACGUAACAGUACGGACAGACAGCAGCAGAUAGUUCACGUGUCGCUGCACAAGGAUCCGGUGUACGAGGACUUUGGAUUUUCAGUGUCGGAUGGACUGUACGAGCGUGGAGUUUACAUAAACCGUCUGCGACCUGGUGGACCCUGUGACGGUGUUCUGCGACCAUACGACAGGAUUCUGCGAGUGAACGAGGCCAACACCGAGGACUGUGACUGUUGUCUGGCCGUUCCACUGAUCGCCGCAGCCGGUCCACGUUUAGAUCUGACCAUUGCUAGACCAGUCUCUCCUAAUAUCAUAAAAACUCUGUAAGUCAAGGGAUUAGGGCGGCAUUCUGGUACGAUGGGUACUAAGUAGUGAUGAGCGAUACAGUAUAGAUACUUUUCAAUUGAGAUCACAAGCUUCUCAGAAAGUUUACGAUUAAUCUGUAUCGAUACAAUUCAAAUGUAUCGCCAUCACUAGUACCGAGAGGAAUAGUGGACGAUGUAUCUAGUAUAUAUUUUUGUACACACCUGUAUUUUAUUUAUAAAAAUAAAUGUAUAGAUUGCUUUCAGCUAGAACAUUUUCUCCUGAAUAUACACACAGUCCCAGCACACACUUGAUUAAAAACAUAUUUCUAACCCUUUAACGGAUAUACACUGAGUGGACGUCGCAACGGAACGGUAAUUUUUUUAACAGAUACUUGUUCGUGUGAUUGGUUACCGUAAACCUCGGAGCAUUGCAAAGUAAAGUAUUCUCUCACACAAGCGGUUACUGUAUCUCGUGUUACCUUACAAGAACAGUAGGGCUCGCGAAACCGGAUCGCGACACUCUAUAGCGGAAUAACUUCGUGUUGUCUCAAUCGUAUUUUCUUUUCACGUAACAGGCUACAUGAAGCUAAGAUAGUAAAAUGUAAUACCUAAUCAAUACUAUGCAAAUUCGAUCACUGGCUCGAUAUCGAAUAGACACGAGCACUGAAACCGGACUAAUCCAUUUCGCUUUUGUUAUCGGGGCAUGUAAUAGGAAUGUCAUCGGAUCAGCCUGAAUGCUAAUUGACCCAGCAAUUAGCUGUAAACAGAGUUAAAUAAUUUUCCCACCUUACCAGCAGGUCUACUAUUCUUGCGAGAAGCAAGAGCAAUGUCAAUGUAAUACUAGAAAAAAAUACAAAAACAGAAACAGGCUAACCAGGCAAAUUACAGCUUUGUGCAGAAUAAUUAAUAAAAUAUAUGUACUUAUGUGUAUAUAUGUAUAUACACAUAUAUAAAUAUUUUGUCAUCAUACGAGCUUUCAUCUGUACAUCCCUCGUAACGUGUUAUAUAGUAUGUUCUAGACAACGCAUUAACCCUUUCCAAUUUCUACAAUCGGUAUAAAUAAACAACCGAUUACA
This is a messenger RNA of Dufourea novaeangliae, 3490 nucleotides long. RefSeq names its product glutamate receptor-interacting protein 2-like (gene Grip). The transcript has 5 exons. The record is from RefSeq and is a predicted model, not a curated record. Gene Ontology annotation, molecular function: protein binding. The coding region runs from base 541 to 2436 and encodes 631 amino acids. Lineage: Eukaryota; Metazoa; Arthropoda; Insecta; Hymenoptera; Halictidae. Gene Ontology annotation, biological process: neurotransmitter receptor transport, endosome to postsynaptic membrane.